Messenger RNA from Microdochium trichocladiopsis, 879 nucleotides. Its product is annotated as telomere stability and silencing-domain-containing protein. NCBI's taxonomy places the organism in Eukaryota, Fungi, Ascomycota, Sordariomycetes, Xylariales, Microdochiaceae. Gene Ontology annotation, cellular component: nucleus. The record is from RefSeq and is a predicted model, not a curated record. The transcript has a single exon. The coding region runs from base 1 to 879 and encodes 292 amino acids.
AUGUCACCGCGCAACAUCAACGUCUUCGUGACGACCUUCCCAGGCCUGGGUCUCCCGUCGACCCUGACCUUUCCAGUAUCCUCUCAUGCGACCACAAACGACAUCCACGCCUGCAUCGAGGACAAGCUUCCGUUUUCAGAAGCGCGAUACAUUCUUACGACGAUAUCAAACAAGCAACUCGUACCAGGCGUACAGCGGCCAGUUUCCUCAUUAUGCUCUCAAGAGGACGACUUCAUUUCGCUCCGGCUGUCUCUGCCACUAUGCGGUGGCAAGGGAGGCUUUGGUUCCCAACUGCGUGCCGCCGGUGGUCGCAUGUCGUCCAGGAAGAAGAAGAACCAGGGCGAUGAGAACGGCUCGAGCAGAAACUUGGAUGGGCGAAGGAUACGGACAGUCACGGAGGCCAAGGCGCUUGCUGAGUACCUGGCGAUCAAGCCGGAAAUGGAGGCAAAGGAGAAAGAGAAGCGUCGCGAGAGAUGGCAACAGAUUGUCGAUGCCGCGGAGCAGAAAGAACACGAAAUCAAGAACAGUUCGCGAGGCCGGCUCGAUGGCAAGUGGGUGGAGGAUAAGGAAGAGGUUGGUGAGCGCACGCGCGAAGCGGUGCUUGCCGCCAUGAAAGCCGGUCACUACAAGGAUAACCUGCUCGGCACCUCCCAUGGUUCGGCAACAAGCGACGAGACUGGUGACGAUUCGGAGAUGGAGGACGAGGAAGAUGCAGAAGAGGCCCAGCAAGCUGCCGGAUCGAGCAGUAGCUCAAAGGCCAACUCGCCACCACAGACCACUGCUCCAGCUGCAAGACCACAAAAUCGGGUCUUCGCCGGCUUUGACGAGGACGAUGAGUUCAUGAGCUCGUCUGAUGAGGAAGAGGAGGGUGCAAAAUGA